Molecule: messenger RNA, 519 nt
Organism: Thecamonas trahens ATCC 50062
Lineage: Eukaryota; Apusomonadida; Apusomonadidae
Exons: 1
Coding region: 1-519 (172 amino acids)
Biological process (GO): regulation of glucose metabolic process; protein phosphorylation
Cellular component (GO): mitochondrion
Molecular function (GO): pyruvate dehydrogenase (acetyl-transferring) kinase activity
Source: RefSeq, a predicted model, not a curated record
AUGCGCGCCGUCAUCGAGUUCCGUGAGCGCUCCACAGGCGAGGUCGUGAUGCACGCCUCGGAGCUCGAUCCCAUCCACAUCUACUUUGGCCGCGGCGACGCCCACCUCAACAUCCGUAUCUCGGACAAGGGCGGCGGCGUGCCGCCGGCCGAAGGCUCCGACGAUCCAGUCUCCAAGAACCUCAACGUGUUCCUCGGCUCGCGCGAGACCAUUCCCGAGAUCAAGGGCCUUGUCCCGGGCACUCUCGGCUCGCACGUCUUCAAGUACGGCGUGACAACGGCGUCCAAGAACUUCUCGCCCUCGUCGCCCAAGGCUACCGACGCCGACGCCCGCUUCAACUGGGACAUCAAGGCCACAAACGCGUCGCCGCUCGCAGGCUACGGCUUUGGCCUCCCGCUCGCCCGCCUCCACGCCCGUCACUUUGGCGGCGAUCUCAUGAUGAUCUCUAUGCCCGGCUACGGAACAGACACCUUCCUCUCGCUCGACACCACCGGCGAGUUCUACAAGCGCUCGCUUUAG